Debaryomyces hansenii CBS767 is the source of this 1107-nucleotide messenger RNA. RefSeq names its product putative phosphatidylinositol-3,4,5-trisphosphate 3-phosphatase (gene TEP1). The record is from RefSeq and is a predicted model, not a curated record. The transcript has a single exon. Bases 1 to 1107 code for a protein of 368 amino acids. Gene Ontology annotation, cellular component: nucleus; plasma membrane; cytosol. Gene Ontology annotation, biological process: regulation of phosphatidylinositol 3-kinase/protein kinase B signal transduction; phosphatidylinositol dephosphorylation; protein dephosphorylation. Gene Ontology annotation, molecular function: protein tyrosine phosphatase activity; phosphatidylinositol-3,4,5-trisphosphate 3-phosphatase activity. Lineage: Eukaryota; Fungi; Ascomycota; Pichiomycetes; Serinales; Debaryomycetaceae.
AUGAAAUCGAUAUUAAGAUCCAUUGUAGGAUCACCGAAACAAAGUCAUUACGAUCCAAAAUUGAACUUACUGUUUGACUUAUCAUAUAUAACUCCUCAAAUAAUUGUUUGUUCGGGUCCGGUUACCAAUUAUUUACAAACAUUCUACAGACACUCCGUUGAAGACUUAGUCAAAUUUUUGACUGCAAACCACGAUUCUCAUUGGCAUAUAUGGAACCUAAGAGGAGAGGAACCAGGGUAUGAAAGUAAGGAUGUUAUGUCUAAAGUUAGUCAUUUUCCGUUUCCUGAUCAUCAACCGCCCACUAUAGGAAUAUUUAUUGAAAGUACUAAAGAAAUAGAUACGUUUUUAAGCCAAUCCACUAAGAAUGUUGCGGUUCUUCAUUGUAAAUCAGGUAAAGGAAGGUCAGGUACCAUUUGCUGCUCAUAUUUGAUUUAUAAGAGCUUAAAUCUACAACUGAAGAUAUGUCCACUUGAAGCAAUAGAAUUAUAUACUCAGAAGAGAAUGAGGCCCAGUGCUGGAGAUGGUGUGUCAAUACUAUCUCAAAGAAGAUAUCUUGAGUACUGGUUUGAAUACUUGAAUAUUACACCCGACUUGAAAGAGAUCUAUCAUGGGUUCACGAAAAAUGAAUCAAUGUUUGAUCUGAAGAAAUCUUGCAUUACAAUGAUAAGAAUAAAUAAUCUUAAACCUUCAGAUGAUAUUAAAACCAGCUGCUUAGAGUUAGAUUUAAUUCUUGAGACCUACGUCAAACGGCAAGAUUACCCCAAUGGAGUCCAAACUAAGCAUGUGUACCAAGUUAAUUCUUCGGACAUACGAAAACAAAAUAUGAAUAAUGUCAUUGUUAUUCCUGGAAACCCAAUAUACAUUUCUGACUUGAAGGAUGUAAGAAUAUCAGUCAAGCAUUGGUGUUUCUCUUGGUUUAAUGUAUUUUUCGAAACUUUGCAUUCGAAUAGUACGAAUAUUUUUGCCAUUGAUUCCAUACUGGACGAUAGAUUCAUCAAAGGACAGUAUACCUUGCAGUGGGAAAUUUUAGAUGGCUUUAAGGGUACUCAUCAAAAAGGUAUGAAGUUGUUUGAAAGUUUGGAUAUAUGCUGGAGAUUGUACUAUUAA